AUGGAGGUAGAAGCAGUGAUGGUUCGUCUGGAAGAAGAUUUCCAUUUUAUGGAUAAGGAAGAACCUGGCAAGGACGCUUCAGAGGACAUGACUCGGGAGUCACUAAUAGCCAUCUCUUACCCUGUGGCCGGGAAGGAUCUUGCCUUGGGACAUUCACCCGAAGAUUCAAACAUUGCAAAUGUGGUUGAAGGUAUAAAUGGUGAUGGCGAUGAGAAGUAUAGGUCUAAGCUGAUCUCAAUAUCCUAUCAACCGUCACCAGACAUCAAAGCCCUACCGGUUCGGCCCGGAGAACUUAAGGGUUAG
Messenger RNA from Ilex paraguariensis (yerba mate), 303 nucleotides. The record is from the annotation of a GenBank genome assembly. Lineage: Eukaryota; Viridiplantae; Streptophyta; Magnoliopsida; Aquifoliales; Aquifoliaceae.